Laccaria bicolor S238N-H82 is the source of this 882-nucleotide messenger RNA. RefSeq names its product proline-rich protein. The transcript is spliced from 6 exons. Lineage: Eukaryota; Fungi; Basidiomycota; Agaricomycetes; Agaricales; Hydnangiaceae. The record is from RefSeq and is a predicted model, not a curated record. The coding region runs from base 1 to 882 and encodes 293 amino acids.
AUGAACGACGCUUUACAGUUUCCCCGCUGCUCACUUUCUAUACCCAUUCCCGAGACCUACAACAACUAUUCCAUGAGCUACGGAAUCGCACAACCACAACCUCCUCCGCCACCACCUCCGCCUCCGCCCGCGUACCCAUGGGAAUCCUUCCAUCCCUCCGCCACGGGCCUCCCACUCCACGCACCCGUUCCGAGCGCAUCUCAAAUUCCACUCUUGUUCGAUGAAUAUAACUUCGAAGCGAUGCACUCUGUCCUCUAUCACACCCACCCACCGAAUUCUAGUUCCUCCACCUCCACCGUCGACUAUCGAUACCCAAACACAGAUUCCUUCGCGCCCUUGCCGACUUCCAGUACAACCAACAUCACGACAAACCCAGCAUGCAGAGCCAUCUGCGAACCCCAAGGAACCAUGCUCAAUCCAGAAUUUUAUAUCUCUGAACCGGAACAAAAUAUAUUCCCUACGCCCUCUGAGCUCCUCUCCGAACUAGCGCUCAAAGACGCAGAAUUCCUAAGUCCAGAUCCGACGGGCGCGACGUCCGAAGAGCUGUUCAAUAACAGUCCAGUACAAGUCGACGGGAAACCUCGCCACGAUAGCGCAAGAAAAGCCCGGCGACGUGCGACGGCGAAGAGCGUGGGGUUCAUACCCACCGAUCCAACACAAUUCGAGCUCCUAGGUGCGGUACCUGCAACGUUAACACGCGUGUCGGGGUAUCGGGGCUUGAGUAGCCGGUCCAUCAGAACGCUCUUGGUGCACAUGCAAAAAUCGAAUCGGAAAUUAAAUAUCCGUACCGUAAGCGAAGAACAAAAGUUCCUUGCGCUCAGAGACGCGGUGUAUGCAAAGAAAAUCAGGGAUGCAUGUGCGGCGCCGCCUCCGGGAUGUUGA